UUUUUAAAAAAACAACUCUUCAUCCUCUCCUUUGUCCCGCUGCUCUAACACCCUCCUCUGUGUGUGUGUGUUUGUGUGUGUGUGUGUGUUCUUGUCUUUGUGUGGCUGUGGUGACGUACGUUACAGAAGCAGAAGAACAUCGCAGGAGCGCUGGCGUUUUGGAUGGCCAACGCCUCGGAGCUGCUCAACUUCAUCAAGCAGGACCGAGACCUGAGCCGCAUCACGCUGGACGCCCAGGACAUCCUCGCACACCUCGUCCAGAUGGCCUUCAAGUACCUGGUCCACUGUCUCCAGGCGGAUCUGAACAACUACAUGCCCGCCUUCCUGGACGACCCCGAGGAACAGAAUCCACAGAGACCCAAGAUCGAGGACGUACUUCACACGUUGACGGGGGCGAUGUCGUUGCUUCGGCGAUGUCGAGUGAACGCCGCUCUCACCAUCCAGCUGUUCUCUCAGCUCUUCCACUUCAUCAACAUGUGGCUCUUCAACAAGCUGGUGACGGACACAGACUCGGGGCUGUGCUGCCACUACUGGGGGGCGAUCCUCCGGCAGCAGCUCAGCCACAUCGAGGCCUGGGCCGAGAAACAGGGCCUGGAGCUCGCUGCGGACUGCCACCUCAGCAGAAUCGUACAG
Messenger RNA from Notothenia coriiceps (black rockcod), 633 nucleotides. Its product is annotated as afadin-like. The record is from RefSeq and is a predicted model, not a curated record. Gene Ontology annotation, molecular function: cell adhesion molecule binding. Gene Ontology annotation, biological process: regulation of protein localization. Gene Ontology annotation, cellular component: adherens junction. NCBI's taxonomy places the organism in Eukaryota, Metazoa, Chordata, Actinopteri, Perciformes, Nototheniidae. The transcript is spliced from 3 exons. The annotation marks the transcript as partial.